Acromyrmex echinatior (Panamanian leafcutter ant) is the source of this 7538-nucleotide messenger RNA. Its product is annotated as sortilin-related receptor. Gene Ontology annotation, molecular function: protein binding. Gene Ontology annotation, biological process: post-Golgi vesicle-mediated transport. The record is from RefSeq and is a predicted model, not a curated record. Lineage: Eukaryota; Metazoa; Arthropoda; Insecta; Hymenoptera; Formicidae. Gene Ontology annotation, cellular component: Golgi apparatus; membrane.
UCUAGCGUAAACGCGUCAUUCACGGUUCAAGUAUAAUACACCCGUUCUUGCGAGGAGCGGAGUCAGUCUUGGGCAAGAUGGCCGGUCGGUCGAGUAUGGCCCUCUAUUAUUACUUCGCGUUAAUCCUCCAUCUGGUUCUACUAACGGAGUGCGAUUACGAUGUGCGAUACGGUGACGCGGCGAAGCGGUUGCACGUUGCGGAGCAUAACGAUCAGCAAUACAAGAAGACGUUCGUUAUUGACAAAGGGAGCGCGGAUCUACGCGACCAGGAUGACAGCGAUCGGGAAAUGUCAUUUGAACGUACGCGUCGAGACGUACCAUUGCCGCAGCAUCCAAAUAAUAGUCCAAACAUCACGGCAAAGGUUAAUCCUUUAAAUGAUUCGCAUCAACAAUUGAUGGUACAUUGGGUUGGGGAGGGUUCGAAUGUAAUAAUAUGUCUAGCGAGGGAUAGCUCGCCCGUGGUACGCUUCCAAGGAGGCAAGUUCUCUUCCCCGAAUCAACCUAGCGCUGUGUACAUCAGUUACGAUUAUGGUGAUAGCUUUGAGAAUAAGACUGAACACUUCAAGGUUUCGUCUGAGGCCGAUGCCCCAUAUGCUGUUGUAGACAAAUUCACCAAUCAUCCUAAGUACUAUCAACACUGCGUCUUUAUGGACAGUCUGAAUAGUUUAAUUUUCAUCACAUAUAAUAAUGGUCAAACAAUUUUGAGGAUCUCGUUGUCAUUUCAUCCAAAUGAAGUCUCGUAUUUCGAAUUAGAUCCACGGAUACUUGUCGCACUAGACAAAACCGAUACAUCGCGGAAGUUGUGGUUGACAAUCGAUCGUGGAUUCACCUGGAUGCCAAUUCAUCAAUUCGUAAAGGCUUUCUUUUGGUCUCCUUAUCGUGAAUUAUUAAUUGAACGCAUGGAGCCUGAUGGAGCGAAUACGGUUUUGAAACUAGAUCUGCGAAAUAUAUCCUCAUUUAUAAGAGGAAAUAAUCAAUUGCGAGCAAGAAUGUCUAUACGAAAGGAAUUUAUCGUUGUCGUUGAAAAUGUUGAAGAUUUUCAGAUCAGAGGCGAUUUCAUGUUCGCUGUUAAGAAAAGGAAUGGAACGGAACAUCUGGAUCUCUUUGUCUCUUAUAAGAAUCAGACAUUUGUCCAAGCGCAUUUUAACACGGAAUUGGAUUGCAAGGAAUAUCAUAUUGUAGAUGUAUCGUUUAAUCGAGUCUUUAUCGCUGUGAAGCACGGCGACACUAUGAUCAAUCUUUACGUGUCCGAAGUUAUAGAUCAUGAGAAAGCUAUAUUUACAUUGUCUUUGGAGAGUAUCCUCACGUUUUUCCCCAACAGUACUUGGAAGGACAGCUGGUUGAAUGAUGUGGCUGAUGAAACAUUUACGGAUCUCUAUAAGGUCGAAGGUCUUCGAGGUAUAUACAUAGCAUCGCGGGUCAAAGGUACUCCAAAAUCAAGCUCUAUCGGACCAGAACACUUGGAAUCAUUAAUUACUUUCGAUCAUGGCACCACUUGGAACAGUCUUAAGGCACCAAUGGCGAAUCAUGAAGGCUUCUACAUUCACUGUGGAAAAGACUGUUCGUUACAUUUGAGUCAGAGAUUCAGUCAAUUGUAUCCAGUGACGAGAUCCGCUACUAUUAUGAGCUCGAAAUCGGCGCCUGGGAUAAUAAUGGCGACUGGCGUCAUUGGGUCUAACUUGAAGGGUCAUCCGGCACUCUAUGUAUCUAGAGAUGCUGGUCUCAAGUGGAAACAAGUGUUAAAAGAUUAUUACUUCUUUAACAUGGGCGAUCACGGAGGUUUAUUGGUGGCAGUUAAGUAUUUUAAAUCUCGCGGGGAGACUAGAGAUAUCUCAUAUUCGACGGAUGAGGGCGAGACAUGGCAGACGUACGAAUUCAACGAAAAGAUGUUGCGUGUUUACGGUCUCAUGACGGAACCUGGAGAAAAUACCACGGUAUUCACCAUGUUCGGAUCGGACAGUGGACAACAUCAGUGGCUUAUCAUCAAGAUUGAUCUACGACAUGUAUUUGAAAGAGAAUGCACAGAAGACGAUUACAAAUUUUGGUCUCCAACGAGCACCGAACAACCGGUCAUGGCUUGUGUGUUAGGACGUAAGGAAACGUAUCAGAGACGUGCCUUGCGCUCCAAUUGUUAUCAAGGCGUAAACUACGAUCGACCAGUGAGAUUGGAGACCUGUCAAUGCGACGCGAACGAUUAUCAGUGCGCUUACGGUUUCAUACCUAGUGGGAAUCCAUAUCACUGCGUCCACAACAAAACCAUGCCCGAUUAUGAUCCAUACGCCGUGCCGACUCCGUGUCAACCCGGUAUGUUUUAUAAUCGCACGAAAGGCUAUAUAAAGAUAUCUGAUGAUGAUUGUACUGGCGGCCUUGCGAAAAACUAUGAACCUGAUGAGAUUCCAUGUCCGAUGGAUGAAAGACCAGACUUCUUAUUGGUCGCCCAACGAGAACACAUUACACGAAUUGAUUUGAUGGACAACAACAAAUUGGAGAAGUUACCUGUGCAUGAUUUAAAAAAUGUUAUUGCAAUCGAAUUCGAUAUGAGAAACAAUUGUUUAUAUUGGGCGGAUAUCGUAAACGAUACGAUCGGUAGACAGUGUCUGAAUGGAAUUAGCUAUCCUGAGAUUCUUGUUGAGACCGAUCUGAGUUCCAUCGAGGGAAUGGCUUUUGACUGGGUGUCCAAUGUGUUAUAUUUUGUGGACGGUGUUAAGAUGAGAAUACAGAUCAUCCGAACAGAUGUUGGCCCUUCUGUAGGCAGAAUGCGCAGGACAAUAUUGGGACCGAAUAAUCUGCAGAAGCCACGAGGUAUUGCAGUUCACCCUCUGCGUGGCUAUAUGUUUUGGACCGAUUGGGCACCAGGCAACGCUUCAGUAUCUCGAGCUAACUUGGAUGGCACAGAUGUUAAACGAUUAUUUCUUAAGCCUACUGUCGAAUGGCCGAAUGGAAUAACGAUUGAUCACAUCGCUGAACGUAUCUAUUGGGUAGACGCUCGAGCGGAUUACAUAGCUUCCUCGGAUCUUGAGGGUAAAAGAUUUAAGAAAAUCAUUGCUAAUGAAGCGCGUGUCUCACAUCCGUUCGCGGUUGCCGUGUUCAAAGACAAUUUGUACUGGGACGACUGGAAACAAUCAAUGAUAUUUGUCGCUGAUAAAGAUCACGGAGUCGGAAUCAGCACGAUACUCGGCUUUCAGAUCGCAGGUCUGAUGGAUUUGAAGAUCUUUGCGCAUAGCGUGCAAGUUGGCACGAAUGAAUGCGCGAAAAACAACACAUGUUCACACAUCUGUCUGGGCGCACCUUCUAAUAGUUACGUUUGUCUCUGCCCGGAUGGCAUGGUGAUGACAGAAGGUACGUGUUUAUGCCCAGGGGGUAUCAAGCCAUACUCCAACUCGACAUGCCCGCGCGUUGCUAGCACCUGCUCAUCUAACCAGUUUGCUUGCAACAACAAUGUAUGCAUCCCCGAAUUCUGGAAGUGCGACGGUGAUAACGACUGCGGCGACAAUUCAGACGAGAUUCAAUGCAACCGUGCCACAUGUAGCCCGAAUAAUUUUGAAUGCGAUGAUAACAAAUGUAUUCCUAAAUACUGGGUGUGCGACCUGGAUCGUGACUGUAAGGACGGCAAGGACGAGAUGAAUUGUACGUACAGCAAUUGCACCGAAACGCAGUUUAGGUGUCUCAACGGCCGUUGUAUAUCACAUCGUUGGCGUUGUGACGGUGAGGAUGACUGCCGAGAUAGUUCAGACGAACAGAACUGUACCAAGAACAUUCAGCCGAACACAUGCCGGGCCGAUGAGAUCGUCUGCAAAACAGAUCAUUCGUGCAUACCAACAUCUUGGAAAUGUGACGGCGAACCAGAUUGCGAGGACGGUGCCGACGAGAAGGAUUGUAGUAAUAUGGUAUGCGAGUCAUGGCAAUUUACAUGCAACAACACCAAAGAAAAUGGACAUCGGUGUAUAUAUAAAUCAUGGGCAUGCGACGGUGACAAGGACUGUAUCGAUGGUUCGGACGAGGUGAAUUGUACCACCACUACUACGCUACCAACGUCGGUAAUCCCAAUACUACCGACAAAUUCUUGUAAUGACUGGAUGUUUAUGUGCAAUAACAAGAAAUGCGUGCCUUAUUGGUGGAAAUGCGACAGUGUAGACGAUUGCGGCGACGAUUCCGACGAGAUAGGCUGCGGCAGCAGUGCGGAUGGUGCAUUGGAACCUACGUCUCCGGUUCACACGACGCAACAGUCACGCAUCUGUCGCGAGCACCAGUUCCAGUGUUAUAACGGUGAGUGUAUUGAAAACGCGUGGGUGUGCGAUGGCUUGAAGGACUGUCCAUCCGGCGAGGAUGAGCAACAUUGUGACCGUGGACACACGUCGUGUCGAGAGAACGAUCAAUUUAUGUGCCGUCAAGACGGUUCAUGCGUAUCGCUCUCGAGCAUGUGCAACGGUGUCGAGGAAUGCCCGGACGGUAGCGACGAGCUCGGUUGUCACACGAGUGAAUUACCUGCCACGCCAUCCUGCUAUGCCGGUCUUUUCCCAUGUGACGAUUCCCGCUGCUUCCCACUGGCAGCUUUAUGUGACGGUAAUCGCGAUUGUUUAGAUGGCUUCGAUGAGGAACAUUGCGAGAAGAAUAACUCGCGCAAAUAUCAAGUAUUAGUGAUGGGUGUUGAUGAACGUUCUAUCAAUAAUUCAAGUCUCUAUCUCUUUUGGUGGAUGCCAAUACCAUCGAACGUAACGUUUGAGUUCUUGCCAUCAAUUGCGCGGGCGAUACCAGGGGCUCCGUGGAAAAAUGCUACCGAGUGGAUCGAAGACACGGAGUAUCAAUUCAAUAAUCUCGAGCCUUUCACUAAAUAUAAUCUAACAGUUUAUGUGAAGGCGAAGGGCCAAUCUCUAUCUGAGGUAUCUCCACCGGCAAAGUAUUACAUGGUGAUGACUGGUGAAGGUGUACCAAGCGAGCCGUGGAAUGUAAAGGUCGCGCAGAAGAACGGUACUCGUGUAGAGGUGACUUGGAGACCACCCUUACAUCCUAAUGGUGUUAUCUCUGGAUAUCUGGGCUACGUUACACCGCCGAUACCACCAUUAGAGUUUACUCGAUUAAAAACCUCCGCAACCAUCGAUAUAGCAUUCGAGGCAGGCAAGAAUUAUUCCUUCUGGAUCGUGGCAAAGAACCGACACUAUAACUCAGUCUCAUCACAAGUUGUUAUGCUGACGUUCGAUGGCACAGCUAACAUCGAUGAUAUUGAGGAUCUCCGUGUAGUGGCCACGACGAAUCACUCUGUCACUUUGACAUGGAAAAAGAUGCAGGACGUGGACGGAUAUCACAUCACUCCCAGAGCACCACCGAAUUAUCCAAAUUUGCAAACCGUCACAACAAUGAAUAAUCUGAUGGAAGUCGACAAAUUGGCACCGGGUACUAAAUACACUUUUGAAGUCGGCGCGAUGAAAAAGAAUUACGUCGGUAAGGUCACCUCGGUGACAGCAACGACAAACGGCACUGCGUUGCCCACGAUAACUAAGUUUGACGCGCAGUUAGUAAAAUCCCAGAGAACAACCGUAAAACUUACUUGGGACCCCCCGAAGAGCACCAGGAAGAUCAAGUGGAAAUAUGCUAUUCACUAUGCUAUCAACAUGGAGGAUUUCUUUAAAUCUGCCAAAUUUAUCACUGCUAAUCUUACGGCUACGAUUAAGGAUCUGGAAGCGUGCGAAGCAUACUUUUUUGCCGUUGGCGUCACUGGAGAUUACGGAGCAGGACCUUUAAAUCAACCGCUUACAGUUAUGACACACUUCAGUAAGCGUGCACCUCCGAAGAGAUUGCGAGUAGCGCCAGUGCAAAAUAAAAAUGACAGCAUGAUCGUUUCGUGGAUGUCAAGUUGUCCAGCAGUCGACGAAAUGAUCAGUUACACGAUUUCCGUUACGGAAAUGAUUAUGAACAAGCACAUAGUUGUGACAUUGCCAGCAACUAACGAAACUGUUAUGAAGCACAUGUUCCAUUCUAUCAAGUAUGGUGGGACGUACAAUAUUACAGUAGCCACAGAUGUCGAAAAUGCCAUACCCACGCAACCAUACAUCUAUAUAGCGCCACCGAUCAAGCCGCCUCAUCAGCUCACUGUCUUACAUGAUAAUAUGGAAUACUUGAUUUACUGGCAAGAACCGGAUUUGCCGGAACACAUUCGAAAGGAUACUGAGCGGUAUUUUGAAAUUUUGGUAGCUGAAGGAUCGAGAACAAUAAAUGAAACAACUGCUAAAAUCUUGGUAGUUAAAGAUCCGCCGCCUUACCGCUACAAAGAUGCUAAAACAGAUACGAUUUACACCUUCGCGGCGCGUUUGGUCACGAACGAAGGAUACCAAAGUCCACUGAGUGAAACUUGGAGCACGCAGAUUUCAGGAUCGCAGCUUCCGGUGAUAAUGAAUACAUCGGGCAUAUUAUCCCUCGCUAUACCGAUCUGUUUGAUUGUUAUAGCGCUCGGUGCUGCGCUCGCGUAUUUCGUCGUUCGACAUAGGAGGCUAUCUCACAGCUUUACGCAAUUCGCCAAUAGCCAUUACGAUACGAGACGAGGACAAGCCACCUUCCCUGGUACGACAGAUGGCUUAGAAGAAGAAGAUAGUCCGGUAAUCCGAGGCUUUUCGGAUGACGAACCGCUCGUAAUUGCAUGAAUACCAUAUGUAUGUAUAAACAAAAUGUUUACAUACUAGGGAAGAUGUGCCAAGACACUAUUAAUAUGAUAAUUCUGAAUAAGUCAAAUUUUAUGACGAAAGGGAAAGCUUUUAUGAAAUUGUUUUAAGACUGAAUACUGAAUUGUGGUCAUACUUGUGCUAUAGUAAUUAAUGACUAUUAAUCGGUAAACAGGUUGCUUAGAGCGUUUACAUGAAAGUUUUUCGCAUCAUUCAUAUGGUACGUAGAAAUAUGGUAUAUAUGUACAUGAGUGAUGAGAGUAACUACCUGCCGUGCAGUUGGAGAGUCCAUUAUACAUCUCAAAUUCGACUGUAAACAAAUCAAGAGGAUUAUAGGAAAGUGUUUAUCGUCUAACGAAAGGAUAAACGCCAAAAUGAUGAAACGGCAACUUGUAUAUAGUAAAUAUUUUUUAUGGAUUGAUUGUGAGACUUUCGAGAUGACACGCAUUUACAUUUUUAAUAAUAUAUUUAUAUGACAUGUACGUAUAAAGAAACUUUUUUUUGGUCCGUAUUCAGAUUUGUUGAUAUGAAAGUAAGUAUCGGCAUUCGGAACGAACUUUUUAUUAAAAGUUGUUUAAAUAUCCAUACAGAGGCCAUAAGUUUUUUUCAAUAUAGCAAGUGCAUGACCAAAGUAACGUUUUCUUUUAAUGCCGCAUCUAAGAGAUAUAUUAGUGUCGUCUGUUCAUAGAGUAGAUUUCUAUGACGUUCCAUUCUCCAGCUUGAAUAAUCUUCGUCUUAAGUAACUUUUUAUAAUCAUCCGAAUUAAAAUUUUAUAUCAAACGUGAUGCGACAUUGAAAGAAGUUUUUAUAAGCAAGUCUCUCAACUUCGCAAAAGGGUGACUUGACUCUUGUAAAAAGUGUGUUGCAAUUGUGGUUUGAAUACAA